CGACUGCCAUGUCUCUGUUUUUUGUUUUUUACCGCAGAUGAAGAGGACACAGUUAUUGACUCUGAUGGGAGGCAGGAGAGGGCAAAAGAGAAGGAGAGAAAGAAAGAGAGGGACAGAAAGAGAAGAAGAAAUGUAGCAAGAAGAGCUUCCAGUGCAAGAAAAGAAGGAAAGGAAUUGGAGGACAGACCAGGAAGAGAGGAGAGGAGAGGACGAAAAAAGAGGGAUAAGGAGGGGAAAGGGAAAGGGGGAGAGGAUGAGAGGCAGGAAGAAGUGAAGAAUGACACGGUUGCUAAAACUCUAAAGAAUUUCAGCAAUGAAAACACCAGAAAACUGGAGCAAAAAGAGAUAGAGGUUGUAGGAGAGGAGGAUGGGGAUACCGAGGAGAAGAGGAAAAAUGGACGCUCAGAAAAAGGCGGGAAAAGGGAGGACAAUGGAAGAGGAGAGACAGUUGAGAAGAAACAAAAGAAAAAAAGGGUUGAGACAAGUGCGGAGCAUGAGUCAUCAGAGGAAGAGGAGGAUGAGGAAGAGAAAGUGGGAGAGGAGAAACCAGAGGUCUUGUCUCCCGAGGAGUUGGAGAAGCUGAAGGAGGAAGUGGAUGAGAGGAAGAAACUUAUCUCGACCCUAAGAGGAAAGCCUUGGCCCAUGAGGAAGAAACUGCUAACUCUACGGGAGUCCCAUGAGUUUGUGGAGAAAUAUGAGGGAGCUCUUGGGAAAGGAAAGAGCAGAAAACUGUAUGCAUAUAAAGUCAUGAUGUUGAAGAAAUGGAUGAAGUUUCAGAGGGACUUUGAAAACUUCAAAACUGCUUGCGUUCCAUGGGAGAUGAAAAUCAAAGAGAUUGAGAGCCAUUUUGGCUCCUCGGUUGCCUCCUACUUCAUAUUCCUGAGGUGGAUGUAUGGCAUCAACAUGAUCCUCUUUGGGCUGACGUUUGGUCUGGUCAUGGUGCCAGAGGCUCUGAUGGGCAGGCCGUAUGGUAGCAUGCCCAGAAAGACUGUCCCUAGAGCUGACGAAGCCAACGCCAUGGACUUUGCUGUCCUAUGGGACUUUGGGGGCUACGCCCAGUAUUCUGUCCUCUUUUAUGGCUACUACAACAGCCAGCGCGCCAUUGGCUGGCUCAAGUUCCGCAUGCCCCUCUCCUACUUCCUGGUUGGCGUGGGAACUGUGGCCUAUAGCUAUAUGGUGGUGAUAAGGACUAUGGCCCGGAAUGCUAAUGAGGACGGGGGCGGAGACAACAACAGCUUCAAUUUCAGCUGGAAGAUGUUCACCAGCUGGGAUUACCUCAUUGGCAACCCUGAGACAGCUGACAACAAGUUUGCCUCCAUCACCACCAGCUUUAAGGAGGCCAUUCUGGAGGAACAGGAGAGCAGGAAGGAUGACAACAUCCACUUGACUCGUUUUCUGCGGGUUCUGGCCAACUUCCUGGUGCUGUGCUGUCUAGCAGGAAGUGGAUAUCUCAUCUACUUUGUGGUGCGUCGCUCCCAGAAGUUUGCUUUAGAGGGACUGGAGAGCCAUAGCUGGUGGGAGAGGAAUGAGGUGAACAUGGUGAUGUCCCUCCUGGGGAUGUUCUGUCCCAUGCUGUUUGAUGUGAUCAGUGCACUAGAGAACUAUCACCCCCGCAUUGCUCUACAGUGGCAGCUGGGACGCAUCUUCGCCCUAUUCCUGGGGAACCUUUACACCUUCAUCAUCGCACUCAUGGAUGAGAUCAACCUCAAACGAGAGGAGGAGGAGGUGCUGAAGCUUAAUAUGACUAUAUGGGAGGCCAGUCUGUAUAAUGGGACCCUGGGAGUGAAUAGCACAGCUCCUCCCAUCACCGUCCACCCUGCCGAUAUCCCACGAGGACCCUGCUGGGAAACCAUGGUGGGACAGGAAUUUGUCCGACUCAUUGUGUCGGAUACUAUGACAACCUACAUCACGCUCCUGAUCGGGGACUUCUUGCGUGCUGUGCUGGUGCGUUUCCUCAACUACUGCUGGUGUUGGGACUUGGAGGCUGGAUUUCCCUCCUACUCAGAGUUCGAUGUCAGUGGGAAUGUCCUGGGCCUGAUCUUCAACCAAGGCAUGAUAUGGAUGGGUGCGUUCUAUGCCCCUUGCCUGCCUGCUCUGAACGUGCUGAGACUGCAUGUGUCAAUGUACCUGCAGUGCUGGGCCGUCAUGUGCUGUAAUGUUCCUCAGGAGAGGGUGUUCAAGGCCUCAGGCUCCAACAACUUCUACAUGGCUAUGCUACUGGUCAUCCUUUUCCUCUCAACACUGCCUGCCAUCUACACCAUAGUCACUAUCCCCCCCUCCUUCGACUGUGGCCCCUUCAGUGGGAAGAGCCGCAUGUUUGAUGUGAUCCAGGAGACGCUGGAAUCUGAUUUCCCUGCCUGGUUUGGGAAGGUGUUCAGCUACGCCUCCAACCCUGGCCUGGUGCUGCCUUUCCUACUGCUGAUGGUUUUGGCCAUUUAUUACUUGCAGUCUACAUCCAAAAGCUACAAGCAAGCCAACCUGGAGUUAAAGAAGAAACUUCAAACCCAAAAUGAAGAGAACAAGAAGAAGACUAAAAUGGCAGCACUGAAAGCUGCCAUGGAUUUAGAGGAGGCUCAAAAAGCUUGGUCAGAAGCACCGCGGCAACAGAGAAACAACAACGCCUCUCAGCAAUCUUAUACGGAAGAUAGAGAAAAGAAGGGUGGGGAACACAGAGCACAUCAAGGAAAGAGCAACCAUCAAAUUCCCCCUUCUGCCACCAGCCCCCCGGCCCCGAGGGGCCACAGAAUCCCUGGGCCCCUACCAGGUAACCAGUGGCAACCAGCACCCAGUGUUCAGAGGGUCCCAAACUCCCAGAGACACUGAGUAUGACUGCUGUCACAGAUGUGGAAAUGGCAAGCACUUUAUAGACAGACACAGACCUCCCUGAAUAUACAAACGUCACUCUGAUUUCAGAGGCAGACUGAAAGUAAAAGACUGCUGAAGUGACAUUAACACCAGAGGUAUCAUGACCGGUAAUAGUUGAUUCCUUAUUACCAGGUUGUACAUUACAGUUCUAAUGGACAUUUAUUCAAACAGUGUUAUGUGAAUUGUGACUGUAAAAAUGUAACUUUUUUGAAUUGGUGAUAAAUUAAUGUAUACUAUCUAAUUUCUUAUUAAUUUGUACUAACUAUUCUGCACACCAAGCAACAUAACAUGUAUUUGGCAUUGACAGGACCUGGUGAGUUCAUACAUAAUAUCCUGUGUUAUUACAUUAUCCGGUUUUUACAAGGACCUGACAUUGUGGAGAGUUAUUAAAGCACUAAA
Oncorhynchus mykiss (rainbow trout) is the source of this 3264-nucleotide messenger RNA. The record is from RefSeq and is a predicted model, not a curated record. Lineage: Eukaryota; Metazoa; Chordata; Actinopteri; Salmoniformes; Salmonidae.